Molecule: messenger RNA, 3145 nt
Organism: Capsella rubella
Lineage: Eukaryota; Viridiplantae; Streptophyta; Magnoliopsida; Brassicales; Brassicaceae
Product: receptor-like protein 12
Exons: 2
Coding region: 143-2866 (907 amino acids)
Cellular component (GO): plasma membrane
Molecular function (GO): protein binding
Source: RefSeq, a predicted model, not a curated record
UUGCGACUUUUCAAAUUGUGACUUUUAGCUUUUAUAAGAAAUCCAUAUAAAGAGACGGGUGCGAAACCAUUUUACCAUCGCAAUAUCUAUAGUUUCUUUUCAUCAUUGAUAUUCAAGAAAGUUAAAUUAAGCGUAGAGAAGGAUGAAAGGCUCUUGGAAUUCAACGAGUAUGAUUCUUGUUACACUUUAUUUUCUCCUGUCAUUCGUUCAUAAUUUUGGGGACGUCCUUGCGGCUCCUACUAGGCACUUGUGUCGUCCCGAACAAAGGGAUGCACUUCUCCAGUUCAAGAACGAGUUUCAGAGUCAGAAUCCAUCGUGUGAUUACAAUUGUUUAAUCAAUGGUAGCAUCGUACACCCUCACCCGAAGACGGAGUCAUGGGGGAACAACAACGACUGUUGUAAUUGGGAGGGUGUCACCUGCAAUGCAAAGUCCGGGGAAGUGAUCGAGCUAGACCUUAGCUGCAGCUGCCUCCUUGGCCGGUUUCAUUCCAAUAGCAGUCUUCAAAACCUUCCUUUUCUAACCACUCUUGAUCUUUCAUCUAAUGGUUUUAGUGGUCAAAUCCUGGCUUUAGCUGGAAACCUUUCUCAUCUCACUACUCUCGAUCUUUCUUUUAAUCGAUUUUCUGAUCUGAUUCUAUCUUCAACCGGAAACAUUUCUCAACUCAUGUCUCUUGACCUUUCCUAUAAUCUGUUUUCAGGUCAGGUUCCAUCUUGGAUUGGAAACCUUUAUAAGCUCACUUCCCUCGAGCUUUCUAGUAACAAUUUCGUCGGUGAAAUCCCUUCUUCUUUUGGCAAUCUGAACCAACUGACAACCUUGGGUGUUUCUCGCACUUACCUCAGUGGAAAUUUACCCAUUUCACUACCGAAUUUGACAAGGUUGACAGACCUAACACUCAAUUUUAAUCUGCUCACAGGCACGCUUCCUCCUAACAUCUCUUCACUAUCCAACUUAAAGUAUUUUCAGGCAGCUGAAAACGCUUUCACUGGAACCCUCCCUUCUUCUCUCUUUACCAUUCCUUCUUUGAUUUAUAUUAUUUUGAGUGAUAACCAAUUCAACGGCAAUCUUGAAUUUGGCAACAUAUCUUUACCCUCUAACCUAAAAACGUUAGACGUUAACAAUAACAACUUCAUAGGACCAAUCCCAAGAUCCAUUUCUAAAUUAGUCAACCUUAAGAGACUUAGCCUUUCCCAUUUGAAUACCCAAUCCCCGGUUGACUUUAGCCUCUUCUCCCAUCUCAAGUCGCUCGAAGAUCUUAACCUAUCCCAUUUGAACACUCCCACUACGAUCGACUUGAAUGAUGUCUUAUCAUAUUUCAAGAGCCUCCGAUUUUUGUAUCUCUCAGGCAACCAUGUUUCAGUCACAAACAAGAGUUCAGUUUCAUAUCCUCCUUCGCUAUAUCAGUUGCGAUUGUCAGGCUGUGGUAUCACCGAGCUUCCAGAGUUCCUAAGAACCCAACAUGAAAUGGCGGUUCUUGACAUCUCCAACAACAAAAUCAAAGGUCAAGUUCCUAGAUGGUUAUGGACGCAAACAAACUUGGACAGCGUGAAUCUUUCCAACAAUACCAUCACGGGCUUCGAAAGAGCCUCUGUCCCGAAACCAUCUAUGAUGAACUUUUUUGGCUCCAACAACAACCUCACUGGCAAUAUUCCAUCUUUCGUAUGCACGUUGCGUUCUCUAAGAAUUCUCGAUUUAUCAGACAACAACUUUAGUGGUUCAAUCCCUCGUUGUAUGGGAAAUCUCAAGAAAACUCUUUCAGUUCUAAACCUUCGUCGAAAUAAUCUUAGUGGAGGUCUUCCGGAGCAUAUAUUUGAAAGGCUGAGGACACUAGACGUUGGUCAUAACCAGCUGGUGGGAAUGCUUCCAAGAUCUUUGAGAUUUUUCUCUAUUCUUGAAGUUCUGAACGUGGAAAGCAACAUAAUCAAUGACACGUUUUCGUUCUGGUUGAGUUCUCUGCCAGAGCUACAAGUUCUUGUCUUACGCUCCAAUGCAUUCCAUGGACCAAUACAUCAAGUCUCGUUCUCUAAGUUGCGAAUCAUCGACAUAUCACAUAAUCAGUUUAAUGGAACUUUGCCGACAGAGUACUUUUUGAAGUGGAGUGGGAUGUCAUCACAUGGUACAAACAGUUAUUGGUCUGACCAAAAGUACAUUGGAGAUGACAUGGGAUAUUACCAUGAUUCACUGGUUUUGAUUAAUAGAGGUUCAGCACUGGAGCUGGAGCGUAUCUUUAAAUUGUACACAACAAUCGACUUUUCUGGAAACAAAUUUGAAGGAGAGAUACCAACGUCCAUCGGUCUAUUGAAAGACAUUCGUGUGCUUAACUUGGCAAACAAUGCAUUCACUGGCCGCAUCCCUUCAUCUAUGGGGAAUCUGACAGUUCUCGAGUCGUUGGACGUUUCCCAAAACAAGCUUUCAGGAGAAAUUCCACAAGAGUUAGGGAACCUCUCGUUCCUUGCUUACAUGAACUUCGCUCACAACCAGCUUUCAGGCCUAAUACCAGGGGGCAAUCAGUUUCGAAGGCAAAACUGCUCUGCCUUUGAGGAUAACCUGGUACUUUUCGGCCCUUCACUUGACGAAGUUUGCAGAAAUAAACAUACACCGGCAUCGCAACAAAAUGAAACGCCGGAAUCAGAGGAAGAAGAAGAAGAGUUCCUGAGUUGGAUAGCAGCUGGAAUAGGAUUCAUACCUGGUAUUGCCUUUGGUUUGGCGAUGGGAUACAAACCAAAGUGGUUAAUGAACUUCAAAGUCCAAAGAGCGCAGACUAGUGGCGGAGCCUUAAAGCUAGGCUCACUAACAAAGCCAGUGAAAUCUCUUUUGGCCGAAAAGAUCGUAGAAGCAGAAGCACCACCACUCACUAGAGAGGCUUAGGAACUAUCUGAGGAAUCUGGAAGAGGAAAGUCAAAGUAACCGGACGAACUCCAGGACGUCAACCAACCACUCUUCUGGCCAACUAUGUCUGGUUUAUAGAUUUCUAUUAUAGUUCCACAUUUAGCGUGUGUAUGUCUCUUUUACUCUGUUUUUAGCCAACUCUGUUUCGAACCUUUAGAUGCACAUGUAAAGUUGUUUAUUUUUUAUUUUUUUUGCGAGUUUAUUUGUUAUCAGUUUACAUGUAUAUAUACGUAUGCCGAUAUUGUUCAUAUCGAUGAG